Messenger RNA from Lycium ferocissimum, 1088 nucleotides. RefSeq names its product auxin-binding protein T92. Bases 95 to 649 code for a protein of 184 amino acids. NCBI's taxonomy places the organism in Eukaryota, Viridiplantae, Streptophyta, Magnoliopsida, Solanales, Solanaceae. The record is from RefSeq and is a predicted model, not a curated record. The transcript is spliced from 5 exons. Gene Ontology annotation, molecular function: auxin binding.
GUCCGGUUAAGCGGCCCAUUUCGCACCGAUCUUUCUCCACGUUUUCUCCAAACGACGUUAAGAAUCUGGGAGUUUGCAGAUUGAUACUGCUAAAAUGGUUGUCAUACUAGUUGUUAUUUUGUGGUUCGCAAUUGCCGAAGCUUCUCAAUGCUCAAUUAAUGGAUUACCACUCGUGAAGAAUAUUAGCGAGCUUCCACAACACAAUUACGGGAGGUCCGGUUUAUCUCACACUACAAUUGCAGGUUCAGUCUUGCACGGCAUGAAAGAGAUAGAGGUGUGGCUUCAAACAUUUGCACCUGGAUCUCGCACACCAAUCCACAGGCACUCAUGUGAAGAAGUUUUUAUCGUCUUGAAGGGUGAAGGCACUCUCUAUCUUGCUCCUAGUUCACAUUCAAAGUACCCAGGGAACCCGCAGGAGUUCCAUAUAUUCCCUAAUAGCACUUUCCAUAUCCCUGUUAAUGAUGUUCACCAGGUAGGGAACACUGGCGAACAUGAAGAUCUACAAGUUUUAGUUGUUAUAUCUCGUCCCCCAGUGAAAGUGUUUACAUACGAUGACUGGUCGAUGCCACACACAGCUUCCAAAUUGAAGUUCCCGUAUUACUGGGAUGAGGAAUGUUAUCAGACAACAACAAGGAAAGAUGAGCUUUAGCCAGAAAUGUAGACAAUUGCAGUUAACCACAUAAGCAUGGCGUUUGAUAUGUUUCAGUGUAUUACACCUUACUUGGCAAACGAGUACAUUGACUAACCCAACAGCAUUGUAACUGGUUCGAGUGGAACUUAUUGACAUGCUUUUGCAGGUUUUACAGCACGCAUACAUGGGACAAAUGUAUUAUCCAGUCGCCGCAUCGAAAUAGCUUAAUUUUUAUUAGCCAUUAGUACAUGAUUUCUUACACGUAUAAUAGAUUAAUUCAGAAACAUGAUUACAUGUGGUUUCCCGGUUGCUGUUAUUGCAUUUUGAGUCUGGUGGGAGAUCAUUCUUAGACUCUGUAAUGACGGUCACUGCUCUAUACUCCAUCAUCCUGUGAAUAUCAGAUUAUCCAUCGACUUUGAAUAAGUAGACCAUCCAUAAUGUGUUCUUUUUGUCUUUC